CCUUUUUCACAUCUUCAUAAUAACCAUAUCAAACCAACCCCAAGUUUUGCAUUUUCAAAAAAUAUCAUUUUUUACCUCUCAUAAAUUUAUCUUUUAAUUUUAUUUUUUAUUUUUUAUAACAUUAUGAAGUUUGGGAAGAGACUUAAGCAACAGAUUCAAGAUUCGCUGCCGGAAUGGAGGGACAAAUUUUUGUCGUACAAGGAAUUGAAGAAACUGUUGCGGCUUAUAUCGGCGGCACCAAAAAUUUUGCUAAAUGGGUCAAUUGGAUAUGGAAAAGAUGUGGCUGAGUUUAUGUAUUUGUUGAACAAUGAGAUUGAAAAGUUCAAUGGCUUCUUCGUCGAAAAAGAGGAGGAUUUCAUUAUUCGACACAAGGAAGUACAACAGAGAAUCAAGAGAGUAGUUGAUUUAUGGGGACCAAAUGGUAGUGAGCCUUCAGAAGUAGAUUAUAAAGAGGAAAUGGAAAAAAUUAGAAAAGCUAUUGUUGAUUUCCAUGGUGAAAUGGUUCUCUUAGUAAACUACAGCAACAUUAAUUAUACAGGGUUGGCUAAAAUUUUGAAGAAGUAUGACAAGAGAACAGGAGGUCUACUUCGUUUGCCAUUCAUUCAAAAAGUAUUGGAGCAACCCUUUUUCACAACCGAUCUAAUCUCAAAACUUGUGAAGGAAUGUGAAAGCAUAAUUGAUUCAGUGUUUCCAGCUGAAGAAGAAGCUGAAAGAGCAAAAGAAGAUAUAAUAGUAGCUGGUGAAGGAAUUUUUAAGAACACAGUUGCAGCAUUACUUACAAUGCAAGAAAUGAGAAAAGGUAGCUCUACACAGAGUCCCUUUUCUCUGCCUCCUCUCAAUUUGCCAGAUUCUGAUCUCAUCCAAUCAAUACAGCUUAAUGCUGCUGUUCCAAUUAUUUAGUUAUUCAAAUUGAUCAUGAUUACUAUAGGUAGAAAAAUUUGAUCAGAAAUUAGAUUGAUAUAAUGAGGUGUGACACAUUUUGGAGGACACAUAUCUUAAUUUACAUUCUCAAUUUGAUUAAGAAACAUGUCAAUUACUUGAGAUGAAAACGAGAGCCUUUUCAAGGAUGAAUAUUUAGUCAUUAAUUAUUUUGAUAAUUAAAUUAUAUUUGGUUUUA
Molecule: messenger RNA, 1117 nt
Organism: Cicer arietinum (chickpea)
Lineage: Eukaryota; Viridiplantae; Streptophyta; Magnoliopsida; Fabales; Fabaceae
Product: SPX domain-containing protein 3
Biological process (GO): cellular response to phosphate starvation
Source: RefSeq, a predicted model, not a curated record